AAAAUCCCUCAGGAAGCGUCUCAAAAAUCUGGAAAAAAUGGCGCUUUUUUACCAAUUCUGCCAUUUUGGCGUCAAAAUCCCUCAGGAAGUGCCUCAAAAAUCUGGAAAAAAUGGCGUUUUUUUACCAAUUCUGCCAUUUUGGCAUCAAAAUCCCUCAGGAAGCGCCUCAAAAAUCUGGAAAAAAUGGCGUUUUUUUACCAAUUCUGCCAUUUUGGCGUCAAAAUCCCUCAGGAAGUGCCUCAAAAAUCUGGAUAAAAUGGCGCUUUUUUGCCAGUUCUGCCAUUUUGGUGUCAAAAUCCGCUUGGUGGCACCUGAAAAGUCGGGACAGCUUUGGGAAUUUUGCCCGGAUUCCGCCGUUUUUUUCCCUUUUGGCGCCAUUUUUUCCCCCUUUCCCUCCCCAGGCUCACCUGAGGCAGGUGCAGGAGCAGCUCCACGUGCAGCUGGACCGGGUGGCCGCUCUGCAGGAGGUGGAGAGAUCCCAGAAAUCCCUCCUGGCCGAGCAGGAAGAGCGGAUCCACCGCCUGGAGAUGGAGCGGCGCCGCCUGCACAACGAUAUCCAGGAGCUCAAGGGCAACAUCCGCGUGUUCUGCCGCGUGCGGCCGGUGCUGCCGCAGGAGUCGGAGCGGCAGCGGGGGCUCCACCACCUCCACUUCUCUCCUCAGGACCCCAAAACGCUCGUGCUCACCCGGCCCGACGAGUCCCACGUGGGGCGGGAGCGGCGCCCGGAGCUGCGCUACGACUUCAGCUUCGACCGCGUCUUCCCGCCCGGAGCUUCCCAGCAGGAAAUAUUCCAGGAAAUCCAACUGCUCGUCCAGGUUUGCCUCCCAAAACAUCCCUUCCCACCCCCCUGCAGCUCAACAGUCCCAAAAAUCCCCGGAAUUCCACCCAAAUCCAACUCCAUCCCACCCGAAUCCCCCCCCAGCAUUCCCAAUCCCCCUCAGAAUUCCCAAAUCCCCCUCAGAAUUCCCAAACCCCCCUCAGAAUUCCCAAACCCCCCUCAGAAUUCCCAAACCCCCCUCAGAAUUCCCAACCCUCCCUCAGAAUUCCCAAACCCCCUCAGAAUUCCCAAACCCCCCUCAGAAUUCCCACCCUCCCUCAUAAUUCCCAAAUCCCCCUCAGAAUUCCCAAAUCCCCUCAGAAUUCCCAAAUCCCCCUCAGAAUUCCCAAACCCCC
This is a messenger RNA of Pipra filicauda (Wire-tailed manakin), 1173 nucleotides long. RefSeq names its product translation initiation factor IF-2-like. Gene Ontology annotation, biological process: microtubule-based movement. The transcript has 3 exons. Lineage: Eukaryota; Metazoa; Chordata; Aves; Passeriformes; Pipridae. The annotation marks the transcript as partial. The record is from RefSeq and is a predicted model, not a curated record. Gene Ontology annotation, molecular function: microtubule binding; microtubule motor activity.